Molecule: messenger RNA, 1076 nt
Organism: Ricinus communis (castor bean)
Lineage: Eukaryota; Viridiplantae; Streptophyta; Magnoliopsida; Malpighiales; Euphorbiaceae
Exons: 9
Coding region: 199-753 (184 amino acids)
Biological process (GO): mitochondrial respiratory chain complex I assembly; response to oxidative stress
Cellular component (GO): membrane
Source: RefSeq, a predicted model, not a curated record
CACCACCCGGCUCAGUGAAUUACCCACCCGAUUGGGUGAACCGGCUAAACCCAACAAACAAAGCUCAAUUGAGAAUUUUUCAAAAAAUGUUGUAGAUUAUAUGUCAUAAAUUAUACAAUUAAACGAUCAACUUCGGUUCUUUUUGUGUCUGUAACAAUGGGUUUCAAUUGAUUUCUUGAAAGAGUUUAGAAAACGAAAAUGUCAAAGCUAUUUGCAAGAAUUUCUGGGUUCUUUAGUAGCCGAACUUUUGUGGGCAACGACAAGGCAGGUAACCGGUACUUCACGAGAACUGAAGAGAUUGAUGGUAUCAUGAAAGAGAAAAGAUGGGUAGUAUUCAGAGGAGAGGAUGAUCCGACCUCCAUUCCAGUUGAAUGGAUUUGCUGGUUGAACGGGCAGCGCAAAAAGGCUCCUACACCUGAGGAAAUGAUUGAACUCGAAGCAAGGCGUGAGCUUGUGAGGAAAAAUGUAGCUCUUCUCAAAAAAGAAGAAGAGGAAAGGAGAGCUAAAGAAGGCAGUUCUCGCAAAGUCGUUAGUACUGGUAAGGUUGGAGGUCCGGACUUGAAAAGUUUCAUUCAGCAAAUUCCCACUUCUUCAAAAGGUAUCAAGCUUGAGGAAGAAUCAUAUGCAACGAAUAGAGCGAGAGAAACAGAAGACGAGCCUGAGAAUGCAGAAAAAGAACCAUGGGCAACGUCUUCGGAACCAACAGGAUCAGGUGCAGCCUUCAGGCCAGGGACAUGGCAACCACCAACAUAAUAUACUCUCUCGCACUAUUGACCACCCAUACAACAGUCAUAGUAAUUGCCAUGAAGAUCCUGGUUCCAGUUUUCUGCUAGAUUUAACAAACUUCACCAAAAUACUUUUCGAAAUAUGUGAUGGAAAAUUAGGCAUUGUUUAUCCUUUUUAUGUUUAGCUAUAUUGGGAAUUCUAGGAAAAGGCCCUUACGAAAUGCAGACAGUACGUCAAUAGUUCAGAAUUAUGAGAAUAAACUUCCAAGCUUUCUUCACAUCAUAUUGUACAAAUUCUAACAGCAGAGCAAAUGACACAAUUUUUGGGAAUGUGACUCACGUCUUUACCUA